Molecule: messenger RNA, 1095 nt
Organism: Fusarium coffeatum
Lineage: Eukaryota; Fungi; Ascomycota; Sordariomycetes; Hypocreales; Nectriaceae
Exons: 3
Coding region: 1-1095 (364 amino acids)
Source: RefSeq, a predicted model, not a curated record
AUGGGAUCGCGCAACCCCGAGACAAAGGCCAAGGCCAAGGGUAACAAGGUCCUCAAGGGCAAGGAGGCCAUUCAAGAGGAUCGCAAGGCUAAGAAGGUCGACAAAGCGGAGAAACGUGCUCAGAAGGAGGCCAAGGCCACUGCUGAGGUUAAGAAGGCCUCUGAUGUUAAGAAGGACAAGUAUGGACCAAAGCGAGUUGUCAAUGACGCAAAGAAGCAAAAGCUCAAGCUCCGCGCCGAUAAGCUAGAAAAGAAGGCAGCUGCGCUGCUCAUUGAGGCUAAGAAAGCCGCUGCUCAGUACCAAGCUCUUCUCGAUGCCGAGAAGAAUGCGGCCGAGUCCAAGUCUGAGGAGAGUGAUGACCAGAACAUGGAAGAUGCUGAUGUCAACGAGGACGACAGUUCUUCCGACUCCGAUAGUUCUUCUGAAUCCGACACUUCAGAGGCUUCCGAUGCCUCUGAGAACAAGGGUGGUGCCCCUGUCGAGAAGCAGCCUACCGAAGUCCCCGCCGACGUUCCCGCCGAUGAGAUCGUCAUGAAGCACCGUCGAUUGAGUAACGCCGGCUCCGAGCGAAGCCGCAUCUCCGCCGCCGAUGUCCCUGCGGGAGCAGAGGAGCCUGAAAAGCCCAAGAAGGAGAAAAAGGAUAAGAAGGGAAAGAAAGAGAAGAAAGUGAGGGUCGUCGAGCCCGAGGAGGUGAAGGAAGAGGCUGUCGAAUCUGAAUCCGAGGACGAGGAGCCUAAGGUUUCAGAGAAGAAGGCGAAGAAAGACAAGAAGGAGAAGAAGGACAAGGCCGAGAAGAAGCGCAAGCGAGCGGCCGAGUCCGAGUCCAAGUCCAAGUCCAAAGCCAAGGACUCUGAAGAGCCCGCUGCUCAGGCUGAGAAAUGGCAAGUCGACGAUCUCGAAGGCGGUUCUGCUAGACAGGCCAAGUUCCUACGUCUGUUGGGAGGCAAGAAGGCCGGUGCUACUGCCCCUGCCGCUCAUGGCUCCAAGGGCGCUUCUGAUUCCACCAAGGCCGAAGCCGAUAUCCAGAGGCAAUUUGAGGCUGGCAUGAAGAUGAAGAACGAGGGUGGAAGCAAGCGUCGUGGUCUUGGCGCGUAA